This is a messenger RNA of Marasmius oreades (fairy-ring Marasmius), 2082 nucleotides long. RefSeq lists its product as uncharacterized. NCBI's taxonomy places the organism in Eukaryota, Fungi, Basidiomycota, Agaricomycetes, Agaricales, Marasmiaceae. Bases 54 to 1943 code for a protein of 629 amino acids. The transcript has 7 exons. The record is from RefSeq and is a predicted model, not a curated record.
CUUGUCCACCGCACGUCAUUCUAGCACUUCUACCUUUCCCGUAUCCCCCGGUUAUGACUUCCAUCCACAGUAGGGCACAGCUCGAGAAUCUGAAACGGGGCGACCUACAACGACUCUGCAAAGACUACGGUCUUCGGGCAAACCUCAAAACGGAAGCACUAAUCGAAUUAAUUCUUGGUGCAGCGACACCCUCGCUGAGGAAGUCUGACCCUCCACCAGAGCAACGAAUACGCCGCUCUGCAUCAACACGUCUGUCAAGUCGCUCAACUGCACCGCGGACAAGUUCGGUCAUCAUUCAUAACACUGAUCAUGAUGAAGAUCCAGGGACUGAUAUAGGAGGAGGAGAGCCAGCAGUUACGGGGGCAACGAGUAACUCGCAACGAGAGAGUGCAGAACAACAACCUCCGACGCUACCCAGAACCAGGAAAGCCAAGGAUACGCAGCGCCGGCUAGGAGUUGGUAGACCAAUUGCUGCUGGAGGUAGUGGCGCCAGGGCUGCGACGAAGUCGAUGAGUGUUACGAAAUCGAGAAGAGGCAAAGGGAGCCGGAGUGUAGCACCAGUCGAAGCAACGAUACCCGAAGAAGAAACUGGAGUUAGUGAAGAGGAAGAGCUAUGUCGAGAAAAAAACCAAACGGAAGGGUUUACGCACACUGAACCUGAAAUGCGCAAUGAUUUCAUGUUUGGUUCAGGCCAAGAGCUCGAACGACGGGUGCACGAAGCCCUACAACCCAUUCUCAAACAAUUGGAAUCUAUGAAAGCUGAAAUCGAACAAUACAAGUCCGUUCGAGGUGAAAUAUCUCAACUCCGAACGAAGGUUAUCGAGUUGUCCGAUUGUAGAGAGAAAAUUGAAACUCUCACUCUGGAACUUAAACAGCUGCGCGAAAAAGCCAGCAGUGCUGAUUCUCUACAGGCAGAAGUUCAGGAUUUGAAAGAGGCCCUAUCACGACUAUCGCCUGUGGCCACUCGUUCACCGAUUGAUGCAGAAUUAGCAUCAGGGUUCAGGACGCCAACGAAUAACUUGCCCAAUGCUACACCUUCACAUCCUUCAACUGCCGCCAAUGCUUCAAAUCAUUCUUCUGCAGCGCUCCCACACCCAGGAUUUGCUCCGAUGCUGCUUGGGAAGCGUCAGCGCGACUCAACCGUCAGCAGUAUGACUGACAUGGUUGAAGAGGGGCAGGAAGGCGACUUUUCCGCUGCUGAACUUGCCAGGAAAGUUGUUCGACCGAAUAGAAAGCGAGCGAGAACUGGGUCUCCUGAUGGAGAUCCGCCUGAAAUAGAAUCAGGUAACGAAGACCCUGAUGAAGCACAUCAACCAGGAUUCGUUGUGUACAAUGACCGUACAGAAGUUAAUUCUUCAUUUGACGAUCCGCCUCCGCCCACUACACCGUUACCGCGAGUUUAUGGCACACUCAGUCCACCCGAUGAUGCAGGCCCCUCUAGGAAUCCCUCAACGCGUAACACUUCCCAGAACCAGCACCCAUUUGGCUUUUCAUUCCUUGCCGUACCUCCUACCCCCCACGCUUCUUCAUUCAUGACCCACAACUUCCCAUAUCCCGAACCACCGCAGUCACCAACCCCUGGCGGGAGCGAUCAUCUUCGAAACCCUGAUAACCACGGCGGCCACCAAGAUAUUUUUCAGUCGUUGGGACUCCCUCCUUUGGGGCGAACAAGGUCCCUUCUGACGCCCUCAAGACGAACUGCCAGCUCCGAUGCGAGGAAUUUUGUGAAUCCUGCAGCAUUGACGGGAGGAACGGAAAGCGACCGAGGCGAGCAGAGCACUGGAGGGAUCAGUUCAGAUGAGGUUGGCGCCCUCGACGCAGGCGACGCUCCAGCGGUCAAGCGCACUAUGUAUGGAACAGAGCUUGAAAGUGAUACUCGCUUUGGGGAUUUUGGUGUUGAAGGCGUUGCCAGUGGUUUUUGGACAGGGAGUGGUCGCUUUUGAUCAUCCUGUCUCAAAUGCUUCGCGGACAGUUUUCUUUUUUGUAUCGUUUGUUUUCUCUCUGCCGUGUCGUAAAAGUACAGCCGCCGCAUCGACUGAGGUGUGGCUUUUGUAUCAAAUUGUAAUGGGCCCAGUGCCUCCU